Molecule: messenger RNA, 2993 nt
Organism: Podarcis raffonei (Aeolian wall lizard)
Lineage: Eukaryota; Metazoa; Chordata; Lepidosauria; Squamata; Lacertidae
Product: tigger transposable element-derived protein 3-like
Exons: 2
Coding region: 670-2700 (676 amino acids)
Cellular component (GO): nucleus
Molecular function (GO): DNA binding
Source: RefSeq, a predicted model, not a curated record
UCAUGGGGUGGCCUCCCCUACAUUUAAAGCCCUGGUUUUGUGAAAUGCAAAUAGGCUUGCUUUUGCAGCCCUAGCAAUUUGCCUGUGGGGAGGAGCGAUUCCCAUCCUAGUCCUCUUCCAGCACCCUCCUGCCCCAGUCUGUGGGGAUGCUGCGUCAGGAAAGGCUGUCUCGCUCUUGCUGGGGAUAUCGCUGUUGGUUUUUCCAAUGAACCAUUGUUCUCUCAGUCUCCCUCUCCCUCUCCCUCCCUCUCUCCUCUAGCUCCAUUGCUGCCCAUUGGAGGGAUCCCUUGUCCAAUCCAGGCCAAGAAGAAAUCCUAAACAGAAAAGCACAGCACCAAUUGGCGAGAUGAACAUAGAGCAGGCAGAAAGGAUGGGGCUGGCGGUGGAGAGAUUUCUGGAUGGGAGAAGCUGAGCAGCAUUCCAUGAGCAGCAGCAAACAGGCCUCUACCCUCACCUGCCCUGUGACUUUUUGGUGGAGUGGGAGAAGCCUUGCACUCGCCUUCGUCUCCGGGAGAUGCUCGGACUCUGGUCCUUCCAGCAUCCUCCAUCCUCAGCCUUUCUCUCCUCCCUGCAUUGUCUCUUGGUACCAGCACUAGUUCUAAAGCCUCUGGGUGCUGCGAGGAUACUCAAAGCAGCAGCGGUGGGGCCUCCAUCCCGGCUUGGCGAAGGAUGGCUCAAAAAGACCAGGUUCCACUGGAUACAGAUUCAGGAUUGGACCAGCAUCCAAAAAGAGUGAAGGAGGAAGAGGAACCGGAGAUGUAUCGAAAGAGGCAGGAGGUCUUGCCUCCUGCCAAUGCCUCACCUGAAAAAGGUGGAGAGAAUGGACUCAGCCCUCCUGCACUUGGGCAAAACCACUUGGAACCAGGGCAGCCUGACUCCAGAGCAGGCAGUGAGGAGGGUCUGGUGAUGGACCACAGAGUGGGAUGUGGCCCCAGUGUGCCUGCCUUUGGGAUCUGCAGAGCUCCGAUGGGAGAGAUGCCCCACUGGUGCUUGGAAUGUGGGAAGAACUUUGCCCAAAAGGCAGAGUUAGAAAAGCACGGUCUGAACCACACUGGGCAAUGCUCAUACAUCUGCGGGGACUGCGGAAGGAGCUUGAUGGAGCAUGUUGCUCUUGCCACUGGUCAGGGAGCCUGCCUGGCAGGGAAUGCCAGCAACCACACCAGCUGCAGGAAGAGGGUUUCACCUCUGUCGAGCGAGACUGUCGUGCAGAGGAAAGAGCGGAAGGAGCUCUCCCUACAAGAGAAGGUCCGGGUGCUGGAGAUGCUGGAAGGGCCCAAGGUCUCCCAGAGCGAACUGGCCAAGAGGUUUGGGGUCUCCCAGCCCCAGAUCUGCCGCAUCAUCAAGAACAAAGAGCGCAUCCUGGCCGAGUGGUGCAAGAACGGCAACCCAGGGCGCAAGCGCAAGCUAGAGGAGAAGACCAUGGCUGGUGAGGUGGCCCUUCUACAGUGGUUUGAGCACAGGUGUCUGUCCAGCACCCCUGCCAAUGGGAUGCAUUUGCAAGAGAAGGCUGGAGAUCUCUCCAAGAUGUUCAGGAGGAAGCCAGAGCUGGAGGCAGGCCUGGGUUGGUUGCGUGGUUUCAAAGCUAGGCAGAAAGCGGCGCAUGGAAGACCUCUGGAGGAGAAAGAGAACAGUGAGGAUCUGGAGGAUGAGGGCUGGGAAAACAAUGUCCUGCGAUACAUUCUAAACAAAUACGACCCCCGUGACAUCUACGCCUGUGGGGAGGCUGGCAUCCUGUUUCGAGCUACCCCAGAAGGCCUAGCUUGGGACAGCGGAGAGGGAGCCAAGGACCAGCUCACUGUCUUGCUCUGCACCAAUCUGGAUGCUUCAGACAAGAGGGACGCCCUGAUCGUCGGCAAGGCACGAAGGCCAUUUGGCUUCCAAGGCGUUGACAGGGAGGACCUGUUGCCUGUCACCUACAGAGCUGAUAGCAAGGCAUGGAUGACAGCGACCAUCUUCACUGAGUGGCUCCAGAAAUUCAACGAGGACAUGAAACGAACAGACAGGAGCGUGGUGCUGUUUUUGGUCCCAUGUGCGGCGCAUCCCGACACUGAGCUCUCUCAUACCAAGAUGGUUUUCAUGCCUCCUGGAUCUUCCCGUAUCCAUCCUCUUGAGCAUGGUCUGGUCCAGAACUUCAAAUGCCAUUACCGGAGGAGGAUGCUUCUUCGCCUCCUUGCUGUGCUCGACAGCAGAUCCCCUGUUCCUGCAAGCGAACUCUCAAAGCACUUGACUCUUUUGGACGCUGUUCAUAUGAUAGUCCAAGCCUGGUUAGAUGUCUGUCCACAGACCAUCACAAGCUGUUUCCAAGCUGCGGGCUUUGGCUUGGCUCUCCGCAUCCCAGCUCCUCCCAUGGACGUGGUCCAAGCCCUGGGGUUCAAGGACCGGCAACAAUUUGAACGGUUUGUGCUGGUCGAUGAGGAGCUGGAGUGUUUUGGAGACCAGGAGGGUGCUGAAAUGCUCCAAGGGGUUCAAGAACCAGCCUGUGCAGCUGCAGAGGAAGAGAAGACGACAGAGAACUUGCCCUGCCCUUCCAAGGCAGAAGUCAUGGAGAGUCUGGCCACACUGAGGCGCUAUUUUGAGUGCCACUCGGUAUCCUCAACCGUCUUCCAGACCUUCUACAAGCUGGAGGAUGUGGUUCAUGGAAUGUCUCUGGCUAAUAUGCAAGUAUUGAGGGCAAAAGAAUUGAACAAAGAAGGACUCUGAGCUGCAACAUCAAAUGUAGCUCUCUUUGAAUCUCAUGUGUGGCCCUCUGAAUCCACACAGUCAUUUGGGGCAUUGACUAAUUAAAAAAUCAUCACCACCUGUACAACAGCCUUUGCCAAGUUUGUGCCCUCCAUGAUGUUUUGGACUACAACUCCCAUCAGCCCCUGCCAGCAUGGCAGGGAUGUGGGGAGGUUGCUGCAGCGUGAUCAGGUGGGCUUGGGCUUGGGAAGUAACGCUGGGAAUGGUUUUUGGAAAUCCCUUCCCCUAAGAUAGAAUAAAAGUGAGAAUCAGUG